Molecule: messenger RNA, 1350 nt
Organism: Sebastes umbrosus (honeycomb rockfish)
Lineage: Eukaryota; Metazoa; Chordata; Actinopteri; Perciformes; Sebastidae
Product: PHD and RING finger domain-containing protein 1-like
Exons: 7
Coding region: 290-1081 (263 amino acids)
Source: RefSeq, a predicted model, not a curated record
AGAAUAAGACCGGAAGUCGUUUGUGUAGCGCGGGAGUGAAAUGAAGAGUAGCAGUUAGCUGUUUGAAUGUUUCAGUCAACAGGUGAAUUAUAAAUAUUAUGAAUAUAUGCUGCAACAGUAGCUAGCUAAACGGCACAAACGGGUUGACAGUGAAUUACUACAUUGACCAUGUUGACAGAAAAAGCUCCGUGAUGGUGUUAUGCUAGUCACCGACUAAGCUAACUAGCUAUUGUUGUCUAUCUACGGUACAGCUCACCGGAAACUGCGACACACCAACCGGAAGUCGAGUAUGGAUAAGUCCACCUUAUUAAACCCAGCAGGUGGAGAGGGUGCAGAUAAAUGUUACAUCUGCCUGAGCAGCUUUGAAAAGCAAACAGUGGGCUCUCUGGAAAACUGCCAGCACGUCUUCUGCCUUGAAUGCAUUGUCCAGUGGUCCCAGACAGCCAACACUUGCCCGGUGGAUCGGAUCAGUUUUGCUUUCAUCCACCAGAGACUGUGUCCUGGAGGGGAUGUUCAAAAGAAGAUCAAAGUGAGGACGAAGAAAAAGGAAGAUGAUGAUGAGGAGGAGGAGGGGAGCAAUACUGUUAUCUGCGAGGAAUGUGGACGCAGCGACCGCCGGAACCGGCUGCUAGUGUGCAUACACUGUGAUUCGGGGUAUCAUAUGGACUGCUUAACACCAUCAUUAAAUACUGGUCCUGAAGGUGACUGGAUUUGUGCUGAGUGUGCGGUCAGUCCUCAGCAUACAGACGGCUCCAUGUUGGAGGGGGAGAUCAGUGAUGGAGAAUUAACAGACCUCCUAGCUGAAGUAGAUGAAACUGCAUCUACCAGCAGUCGCCUUCGGCCCUCCACCGUAAAUCGUCCCAGCAGCUCCACUGAACGACGACACAGCCAGAGGAUCCAGAGCGGAGCCAGCGCCAGUCCUCAUCCUCUGCCCCAAACCUCCUGGCAUGUACCUAAAUACCUGUUAGAGGCAUCAAGGCCUGCAGUCACCACAGAUGAAGUAGCUGCACACCAUCACAGUGAUACCAGCAGUGCUGCCAUCAAGUUAAAGACAAGAAAAAGAAAGAAACGUCCAACUUGAGCCCCUGACACCAAGAAGAGGAGAUGUUGGAAGAUGGUUUGUAUCAUUGCCCGAUAAAGGUGCUCCCGUCAAAAACGACCACAUGGUGGCAGCGUUGUGUUAUAAACAUUAUGUGAAGGAACUGACCUGAACCUGUUUGUUUACAGUGAUAUUGUUUUCUAUCCUUUGUUGUAUGUUUUUGUUUUGCUUUUGUUAAAAGAUAAGAUUGACAUUAUUCUAUACUUUUAUUACUGUUAAUAAAUCAUGAAGAAAUGAAAAGACCAAAACCA